AAAAAAAAAAAGUUUGAGUACAGGCCACGCUUGAUGUUGGGAUAUUUUUGUUAAACCCUAAAUUUUACGGUCUAAAGUGUAUAUGUUUUACAUGAAAAUUUGACUUUCAGAGGAUUAAAGUGUGACUUGCCCGAUCAGGAUCCCUCUGUGGAGCCAGGACAUGCACCCUUGUAAGAGUGUUUUCACCAGACCACACCGAAUCCAAAACUUCGGGACACGCAGAGGGGGUGGGGUGAGGGUGGAGACAGCAUUUGGGCUUCCUUGCCUGCCGCAUUGCUCCGCCCCUAGGCUUGCUCUUUGUAGGGGGACCGCAAGAUUCCCUGCCUUCCCGGGAGUCCUAGGCAGGCACCUUUAACCUUGAGCCUGCUCGCUGGCGACCUCCAGAGGGUCAGGAUGGUUGGGGACCGGUGUGAAUGAGGACUCUGCUAGUUUUAACGACUCUAUUUGCAUAACGAAGACCGAGCUUCCUCCCGCCGGUCUGCAGUGUUUUUCUUCCCUCCUCCGUUCCCCGGCACCUACAUCCCCAGUCCCUCACUGCUCCCCUCUGGUCCCCUUCUCGGGGGACUUACUCGGAGCUUGAGUCCCAAGGCUCUUCUUCCCCGGCCCGGUGAGGUCCAGAGGCACCUGGAGGUGUGGAGUCCAGGACCAGGCCGGGCUGGGGAGCCGCCCUGGCACUGCCUGACCCUAACAAAGGGAAUUGGGCUGCCGGGCGGCGCGAGCGCGCGGUGGGCACAGCGGCCGCCGCCUUCCCGGCUGAGAGCACUGAGAGCAGGGGUAGAGCCAACUGUGCCAACCACAGCAGCCAGCCACCCGGAGAGAAGCAAUCAGUGCCCCAGAAGUCAACUGAAAUGAACCGGCCCCCUUGAGCCCCUCCCAAAGGCCUGGUACCCGCUUUCCAUCUCAAUGCUGAGAUGGUUUUUGAUCAUCCUGAGAAAAAUGAGCCCUGGCCGCCAGACCUAAUCAAGUAAACCUCCUUCCCAUGGACAGUAGUGCUGGCUCCUGAGGACCUGGAGGCCUGCAGCCCCAGAGGGAUUAGCAGGCUUGGUUCCUGCUCACAACAGUGGCUUCCUGCCCAUACCUGUCAUUAUGAUUCACACCAACUUGAAGAAAAAAUUCAGCUACUUCAUCCUGGCCUUUCUCCUGUUAGCAGUCAUCUGUGUGUGGAAGAAAGGGAGCUAUGAGGCUCUUAAAUUGCAAGCCAAGGAAUUUCAGGUGCCGAAGAGCCUGGAGAAGCUGGCCAUGGGGUCUGGUUUACAGUCUAGGUCUGCAAGCAGCCAACAAGACCCUAAGCAGGACAGUCAACUCCUCAGUCAUCUCAGGGUCACUGCCAAGGUCAAACCACAGCCCUCCUACCAGGUGUGGGACAAGGACUCCUCAUCCAAAAACCUCAACCCCAGGCUGCAAAAGAUCCUGAAGAAUUAUCUGAACAUGAACAAGUAUAAAGUGUCCUACAAGGGGCCAGGGCCAGGAGUCAAGUUCAGUGCCGAGGCCCUGCGCUGCUACCUUCGAGACCAUGUGAACGUAUCCAUGAUAGAGGCCACAGAUUUUCCCUUCAACACUACUGAAUGGAAGGGUUACCUGCCCAAGGAGAACUUUAGGACCAAGGCUGGGCCCUGGCACAGGUGUGCCGUUGUGUCCUCCGCAGGAGCUCUGAAAUCCUCCCAGCUGGGCAGAGAGAUUGAUAAUCACGAUGCAGUCCUGAGGUUUAAUGGGGCACCUGUCCGCCAUUUCCAACAGGAUGUGGGCACAAAAACGACCAUUCGCCUGAUGAAUUCUCAGCUAAUCACCACAGAAAAGCACUUCCUGAAGAACACCUUGUACAACGAAGGAAUCCUCAUUGUGUGGGACCCAUCUUUGUACCAUGCAGAUAUUCCAAACUGGUACCGGAAGCCAGACUACAACUUCUUCGAAACGUAUAAGAGUUAUCGCAGGCUGUACCCCAACCAGCCCUUUUACAUGCUCAGGCCUCAGAUGCCAUGGGAACUGUGGGACAUCAUUCAGGAGAUCUCUUCGGAUUGGAUUCAGCCAAACCCUCCGUCCUCCGGCAUGCUGGGCAUCAUCAUCAUGAUGACACUGUGUGACCAGGUAGAUGUUUAUGAGUUCAUCCCAUCCAAGCGCAAGACUGACGUGUGCUACUACCACCAGAACUUCUUCGACAACGCCUGCACGAUGGGUGCCUACCACCCCCUCCUCUUCGAGAAGAAUAUGGUGAAGCAUCUCAAUGAGGGCACAGACGAAGACAUCUAUUUGUUUGGGAAAGCCACGCUGUCUGGCUUCCGGAACAUUCGCUGUUGAGCACGUGUCUCGAGCCAGGCACUCUCAUUCUUCUCCCUAGGUCAUUAUACGGCUAGUCUCCUGGUUACCCCUGCUUAGAGGAGGGGUAGCCAGGCCCAAGCCUGCUUCUUACACUCUAGGGAAUUUUGUUGGCAGGAACCCUGGGGCUUCCAGAGCCUGAUGGCAAGGAGGCAGACCCAGCCUUCCCUGCAGCCACAGAGCAUAGGAGCUCAGACUCCUGCCACACACAUUCACCCUAGAUGGCACCCUCCUCUCCUUCCACACGGGCAGGGAAAAGAGCCACGGUUCUCAGCAGGGUUGCCAAAACCAGACUUUGUUUUUCCCAACCGGAUGAUGUCAUCCUCCCAAACCAGCACCCUCCACGGCUUGAAAUCUCUACGCAGGUAUUGAUUUCACACCUUAAAGAAGCCCUCCCAAGGCAUGAUUUGUUCCAGAUGCAGGGUGGCUCAGAGGAGGGAAAACAAACCACUGGUGUGGGACAUGGAAGCUUGCUCAGUGACUGCAGAGCAAAGUCAUUCCCAAGGGCGCUUCCCUGGGGACAUAGUCCCUGUUGUCACCCUGUCUGGCGAGGCUGAUCCUUAAGCCUGGGUGCUGAUGAGCAAAGGCUCUGGAGUAGCUCCCUUCCCUCUCCAUGUGGAGACGAAAGGUACAGAAACCCCCUGUCUCCGUCCUCAACCCAUUCACUUUGAGUAGACGAGACAGACACCCAACAGGCAGCUCGAAUGUAAACAUUCCAUGUGCUCAGGGUGCUGGGCUUUAGAGAGAGGGCGCUGCUGUCUGUACACCCAGGAGGAGCCGGCUCCACCAUGUUCUUGUAAAGCUGUGUGUGGCAUUGGGGCCGUCUUAGAGGAGAAGACACAUGUCAAGUAGAUGUCACCUGAAUCAGAAGGGCUGCGUUUUCCUUUCUCCUGUUAUCAUCCCCUUACGUUCUCUAAGACCUGGUAGGACAUGGGACCAAGAUAUUUUUGUUAGGAUGCCCCUACCCACUCCGGCAGCAAGUGCUGCCCCACAGUAGACACCAGGCGAGUCAGAUAGACCUGGGGCUCUUUUUAUCUUUUUUAAAUGUCUACUCCCUAGCCUUCUAGCUGCUCUCGUUACCUUCCCUUAACUCAGUCACCCCUCCCAGAUUACUUUUAAUCAUUUUCUGUUUGACAGAUAUCCUGACCCCCAACUUCUUUGACCUCAUGGAAGGUCUCUCAGGGCAUGGGGACUAUGUUUUCUAGGACUUAGGUUAGAAUCUUAAUCAGAACUGAUCCUCACAAGGUGUGAGGUGUGUGAUUGAUGAUUGUCCUGCUCUCUCCACCAGUUCCCUGCCAGGGAGUGACAUUGGUCUCUGGGCAGGAAGCACCCACGGUGUUUGGCAAGCAUACUCUCACAAGGAUUUUCUGAGACCUCUCUCCCUGGUGGGGAACUGCAGUGGUCCACUCAGCCCGUGGUCCAAUGACUUGUUUAUGGUUAAAAAAAAAAAAAUGAGUGCAAAUGGAACGAGGCCACCGAGAUACAGUCCAGUGGACUCCCAAGCCUGGCCCUGUGUGCUCACAGGGCUCCAGUGUUUGAGCUUCAGACACCUGUUUACUGCUGACCCCUUGCCUUAUACAGACAAUAGAAAGCCUGAAGGGAAAGGCCCUGGGUUUUCAGGUUGACCCCCACUGACUCACUGUGCCACUUUACACAGAGUCUCUUCUUCAAGGCUUUGUUUGCAUAUCUGUAAAAUGGGGGUGACAAUCCUACCUCACAGGGCUGUGUGGGGACCACAGGAGGGCAUGUGGCUGGACUGUGUCCAUGGUGCAUAGGAAGUAGGUACCCUGCUGUCCUUAUUUACUCAUGAAGGGCCUGCUCAGUGAUGCAUGUUGCAAGGGAGAGCAGUGGGGAGGAACAUGGCAACUGCCCCAUUUGCAACACUCACGAGCCUGCCCUCCUGCCUGCCUGCGCCUCAGGUCUCUGUCUGCUUGAGGGUGCACGGAGCAUUGGCCUGCUUGGCUGCUGUGUGGGACGAGGCUAGGGAAUCCUUGGCUUCCUUCAAGUUCUCGUCUCACGUGCUCAUUAUAACGCAUCAGGACCUGGGGACGGAGCGCCCAGGAAGCUGACAUUCCGUCAGCAGGAGGUACAUGUUGAUGUAGGGAUGGAGACUACACUGGGUAGAUUCUAGUUUUUAACUGUUAUUAAUGUGGAGGAAUAAAUUAAUUAAAUGUAAUGUGAUUCUGGCAUCUGUAAAACUUUCUCUGUGUUCUGUAAAUGUGGAGGCCUGAGUAAAAUAGACUAUGACAUGGAUGUAAGUGUUAUUGAUUUGAUGAGAUGUUUAAUAUUUGCGACAGACAGUUUACAGUCUGUGAUUGACAGGAAGGCCUCCGUGUACACAGGCACUGACUUCAGUAGCCAUCUAUGCAUCCUCAAUCAUGGGAUCUUUCUGCCAAUUGAAUCUACUGUUGGUCUGGGGUUUGAGAGUGUGACAGAGACUUUAACAGCAUACCUGUUAAUUCUAAAUUAUCCAAAGACUGUACAAAUUUUAAAAUAAAUCUUUUCCAAAAAUC
This is a messenger RNA of Peromyscus californicus insignis, 4826 nucleotides long. RefSeq names its product ST6 beta-galactoside alpha-2,6-sialyltransferase 1 (gene St6gal1). NCBI's taxonomy places the organism in Eukaryota, Metazoa, Chordata, Mammalia, Rodentia, Cricetidae. The record is from RefSeq and is a predicted model, not a curated record. Gene Ontology annotation, molecular function: sialyltransferase activity.